CCUGAAGACAUCUCGCGUUGCUACUUCAUUUGCCGCGCUUCCGUCGACCGAAGAAAGGGGGAAAGAGGGGAAAGAGGGAAAAUCGGAAAUCCCUCUGAGAUUGUGGGCUUCUGCGGUGUAAGAAGAAGUAGAAGAGGGAAAGUGCGUGUCGAAAUAUGGCGUCUGCGGUGGACAUGGACGUGAACAUGGUGCCGGCGGGGGAGGGCUCGUCUUCGAGCGCCGCGGCGGGGCCGAGCGCCUGCACCAAGAAGCCCAAGCGCUUCGAGAUCAAGAAGUGGAACGCCGUCGCCCUCUGGGCUUGGGAUAUUGUGGUCGAUAAUUGUGCGAUUUGCCGGAACCAUAUCAUGGAUCUCUGCAUUGAGUGCCAAGCCAAUCAAGCGAGCGCAACGAGCGAAGAAUGUACUGUUGCAUGGGGUGUCUGCAACCAUGCGUUUCACUUCCAUUGUAUUAGCAGAUGGCUCAAAACACGUCAAGUCUGUCCAUUGGAUAACAGUGAAUGGGAGUUCCAGAAAUAUGGUCAUUAGUGGUGCUUCUUAAGAGGUUGUUAUAAUGGACGGCUGGCUUCUGUCCAGGGCCAAUUUUUCUUCGCGUGCAGUGAAGAUCACUUCAUCCUCAUAUUAACGGCUCAGACCUCUGUUCAUUGGGUUUCCCUUAAAGCCUGAACCUACUCGCACUUAUCAAAGUUGUCUUGUAUUCUCAUUUGUUGUCUGACCUCUUUUUUCAAGCAAAAACUAUGUACAGUUUCCGCAGGAACCUCCUGUAUGCAUCUGGAUUUAUGUCUCUA
This is a messenger RNA of Nymphaea colorata (pocket water lily), 784 nucleotides long. RefSeq names its product RING-box protein 1a-like. Gene Ontology annotation, cellular component: cullin-RING ubiquitin ligase complex; nucleus. The coding region runs from base 156 to 524 and encodes 122 amino acids. The transcript is spliced from 5 exons. Gene Ontology annotation, biological process: ubiquitin-dependent protein catabolic process; protein ubiquitination. The record is from RefSeq and is a predicted model, not a curated record. Lineage: Eukaryota; Viridiplantae; Streptophyta; Magnoliopsida; Nymphaeales; Nymphaeaceae. Gene Ontology annotation, molecular function: zinc ion binding; ubiquitin protein ligase activity; cullin family protein binding.